AUGCUUUCUGACGAGUUUGACGUGGAAGAAAACAAUUCCCAGAGUGAUAUAUUAAACGAAGGGAGUAAUUCUGAGAAUGUCGAUUUAAGUGAUAAUUCUCUUCAAGUUGUUAUUUCUGACGCUCUCAGUGAAAAGGACAGGGUCAAAUUCACUGUUUUGUCGAAGACAACAUUACCAGAUUUUCAAAGAUCAGAAUUUUCAGUUGUACGUCAGCAUGAAGAAUUUAUCUGGUUACACGAUCAAUUUGAAGAAAAUGAAGACUACGCUGGGUUUAUUAUUCCACCUGCCCCACCACGUCCAGAUUUUGAUUCUUCGAGAGAAAAGUUGCAAAAGUUGGGAGAAGGUGAAGGUACAAUGACCAAAGAAGAAUUUUUGAAAAUGAAAAAAGAAUUAGAAGCUGAGUACUUAGCCACAUUUAAGAAGACUGUUGCCAUGCACGAAAUGUUCCUUUCAAGACUAGCUCAACACCCGGUAUUUCGAUAUGAUACAAAUUUUCGAGUAUUUUUAGAAUACGAUCAAGACCUUGCUGUUCGUACAAAAAAUAAAAAAGAACUUUUUGAGGAAAUAAUGAAAUCUCUCUCGAAGACCACAGACGAAUACCUACUUUCUGCAACUGUAAGAGAUGUCAAUGAUUUUUUUGAGCAAGAAAAAAAUUUCCUAAUAGAUUAUUAUGGCCAUUUAAAAGAUGCCACUAUGAAAUCAGAUAAAAUGGUAAACAAGCAUAAAGAUGUUGCAGACUGUUAUAUCAAGAUUUCAUCAUGUUUAGUCCAGUUAUCUACUUUUGAUCAUAGAGAACUAGAUUGGUUCUUGAACCGAUUUUCCGAAACAUUGGAAAAACUUAGAAAAGUGGAAGGGAGAGUUGCAUCUGAUGAAGACCUUAAACUUUCAGAUACAUUGCGUUACUAUGUAGGUGAUUCAUUUGCUGCAAAACGAUUAUUAUAUAGGCGAUUACGUUGUUUAGCCAACUACGAAACAGCUAAUCGAAAUCUAGAAAAAGCUAGGGCAAAAAAUAAAGACGUUCAUGCAGCGGAGGCAACACAACAGAUAUCAUGUGAAAAAUUUGAAGUCAUGUCUGAUAAAGGAAAAGAAGAAUUGAUUGAUUUUAAAGCAAGACGAGUGUCAACUUUCAAUAAAAACUUAUUAGAACUUGCUGAGUGGGAAAUAAAACAUGCACAGCAUCAAAUAGACAUUCUGAAAACUAGUCUUGAAAUGAUAAACAGCGAAGAAAAGAAGUCAACACUUAACGUCGAGUUGGCACGACGUUAUCACGGGAACAAUUGUUUUAAUUUAUUUAUGUCUAUGAAUUUAAAUAAUUUAUUUGUGAGUUUCAAUUGA
Molecule: messenger RNA, 1335 nt
Organism: Macrosiphum euphorbiae (potato aphid)
Lineage: Eukaryota; Metazoa; Arthropoda; Insecta; Hemiptera; Aphididae
Source: the annotation of a GenBank genome assembly